AUGCGAGAUCUGAAGACACUCCUCCAGAAACACUCCUCCAGAAACCCUCCCCCAGAAACACUCCCCCAGAAACACUCUGCCAGAAACACUCCUCCAGAAACACUCCCCCAGAAACACUCCCCCAGAAACACUCCUCCAGAAACACUCCCCCAGAAACACUCCUCCAGAAACACUCCUCCAGAAACCCUCCCCCAGAAACCCUCCCCCAGAAACCCUCCUCCAGAAACACUCCUCCAGAAACACUCCCCCAGAAACACUCCUCCAGAAACACUCCCCCAGAAACCCUCCUCCAGAAACCCUCCCCCAGAAACACUCCCCCAGAAACACUCCUCCAGAAACCCUCCCCCAGAAACCCUCCCCCAGAAACCCUCCUCCAGAAACACUCCCCCAGAAACACUCCCCCAGAAACACUCCUCCAGAAACCCUCCCCCAGAAACCCUCCCCCAGAAACCCUCCUCCAGAAACACUCCUCCAGAAACACUCCCCCAGAAACCCUCCUCCAGAAACACUCCUCCAGAAACACUUCUACAGAAACACUCCAACAAGCCACCAAUCCCCAAGGUCACCUCAUGA
This is a messenger RNA of Cottoperca gobio, 573 nucleotides long. Its product is annotated as proline-rich proteoglycan 2-like. Bases 1 to 573 code for a protein of 190 amino acids. The transcript is spliced from 2 exons. Lineage: Eukaryota; Metazoa; Chordata; Actinopteri; Perciformes; Bovichtidae. The record is from RefSeq and is a predicted model, not a curated record.